UGAAGUUCAAUAGACUCUAGUGUAAACUCUCGUUAACACUAUGAUAUGAUACUCCGUAUGUUUUUAAAGUGUAGUUUUGAAGUGAACUUGGUGUGACGUUCAAAAAAAUUGAACUCGGAAGUCGGAACUCAGCCCCAUUGAAGGCUUUCAAAAUAUUUGUAUGGGAGAUUGGGAGCGUUAGGAGGCGGGCAUCGACAUCAUAGUGGCGUGGGCGGGGCGGCGCCGGCUUUGCAGUCAAUAGCUUGCCUGAAUUCAGGAGGUUAAGGGUUGAAUGGUUAUGGUUAGAGUGUAGAUUUAUUUCACUAUUGCAAUGAGUGACGAAAGAGCGCCAGAAUUUGGGGAACUUAGAGAAGGAGAUUUUGGCGUGGGAGAAGAAGCAAGAGAAGAAUUUGGGGCUAGAAAUGAACAAAGAGAAAGGGAUGAAAAUGAAUAUGGAAAAGAGGAAGGAAGCUAUCUAAGGGAACCGAUUUCAGUGUCAUACCCGAACAAGCGGGCUAAAGAGAUGUUGAUUGACCGUCUCAGCGCAUUGCCAGAUUCGUUACUUAUUCAUAUUCUCUCCAAACUUGGUAGUGAGGAAGCCGCUACUCUUGCUGUGUUAUCCAGAAGUUGGCAAUAUCUUUGGACCGAAUUGCCUGCCUUAGACUUUUGGGAGACCCGGAAACCAGUAGAUUUUGUGCCUUGGGUUCACAGGACGCUUCUUCUUCGUAGCGGAAUUUAUUUGGAAAGAUUUAGGGUUUGGUUCAGGUACAAUAACUGCUUUGCUUCUGAUGUAAAUGCUUGGGUUCAUUUUGCUGUCAAAAAUAAGGUGAAAAAAUUUGCUUUGUUGCUACAAUCAGACGAACACUUUUAUAAGCUUCCUCAAGAGUUGUUUUCUAAUUCGUCAUUGAAAUCGUUGUGGUUGCAAAGAUGCAGCUUGGCUCCUCAUAGAACAAUACAGUGGCAAUCUUUAUCUCAUCUGCAGAUUGAAAAUGUAGAGUUGUGUGAUGAUGUAAUUCAAAAGAUAUUAUUUGGCUGUCCAGUACUGUAUGACUUAAAUCUGUCAGAAUGUUGGGGUUUCAAUUAUCUGCAUGUCAACUCUCAAAGUCUCGCUUCACUUGGUGUAUCAGUGUGUGAAGAUAAGACGAGUAAACAUGUGGUAGAAAUCUCAGCACCCUAUAUUAGGACAUUGAAUAUCGGACUUCAUCCUUCAAAAACAAAGAUGCAGCUCAACAACAUACCAUCUGUUGCUGAUGCUAAUAUUGAUUUCAGUGUGUGUCAUAGCUCUGUGGAAAUGAUGAAUAACACCAUGGAACUUCUUGAAAAGAUUCAGCAUGUCAAAGUGCUCGUACUUGGAUGUGGGCUCAUUGAGGUUCUAUCAAAGAUGGUGGUGCUUGGUUGGCGGCUCCCCCAGUCUAGACAAGAUUGUUUGGUAAUUGAUACAUGGAGAGAUGGCAAUAGCAUUCCUGCCAUUCUAGGCCUACUUGAAUCAUCUUCAAAACUAGAUACAUUGGUCGUACAGUGUUGUGACUCUUAUGAGGAACCCGUCACGACCUGGGAACCAGUGGUGAGGGAUGACCUAGUUUGUGACUUGUUGCAUCUGAAGGCAGUUCGUUUUAUAGGCUAUGCAAAUCCAUAUCUUGCCGGUGAGCCAAUGCUAACAGUGGCUCGAAUCUUGCUUAAGAGAGCUAGGGCCUUGGAAAAGAUGGUGAUCGAUAAAGGAGAAGAUUUGACCAGCUUCCCUUUAGAUGUUUCCCAGAUAGUUCAAACAGUAUUUAGUUAUCCAAGGUCCUCAGAAAAAGCCGUAGUCGUUCUCCACGAACAUGAAUGAUCUCACUAUCUCAGAAGAAAAAAGUCCAUACUCAUUAUGGGAUCGAGUUCAUUUGUUUUACUGCUGUAUUUUGCUUUAAGCUCAAAACUAAUUACUGAGAACUUUAGACCGAUUCAGACUCGUAUUUAUUUAUGAUAUCACAGAUUCACAAACUUAUUUGGCUUCCAAAAGGCUCCGCUAUAGUUGUACUAGUUUAAAGUUUGUCUUUUAUAUCCAUUUACAAUAGCUG
Messenger RNA from Cuscuta epithymum, 2036 nucleotides. NCBI's taxonomy places the organism in Eukaryota, Viridiplantae, Streptophyta, Magnoliopsida, Solanales, Convolvulaceae. The record is from the annotation of a GenBank genome assembly.